UUCAUUUCAUUUCCCAGAGAUGGAAGUCACAGGUCUGGUGAUUGUCACAGCGAUCGUAACGUUUCUUUCUGCAGUGAGCGCGGCCGAGGAGGUGGCUCAAGCUCCAGACUAUGCGAAGCAAUGCGCUCCGGACAUAAUCGCGUUGCUUCCAUGCAUGCCAGCGGUGAAGGGAAGCGGGAGUCCUCCCAGUCCUCAGUGCUGCAGUGCGAUUGCGGAGCUUUUGAAGGACGAUCCCAUCUGCCUGUGCUAUGUUGCCGCGGACGCUGCGCAGAGAAACGAUCCAAACAUCAACGCUACUGUUGCUUUGCAGCUCCCAGCGCUCUGUAAUCUCAAGGCGGACGUCCACAAGUGUGAUGGCUUUCCAGGAUUUCCAGGGACUGGAAUGGCACCAAUGCCAGGAAUGGGACCGGGAGGUGAGAUGCCGCCGAUGCCAUGGAUGCCAGGAAUGCCACCGAUGAUUCCAGGAGGAGACGCUCCCCCAGCGCCUACACCAUCCUCCACCUCCAUGACGAUCCCAAAGCUUUAUCAUCUGGCAGUAGCACUCGUUCUACCAGCGAUUCUCACGUACGUAGCGUAGAGAAGGUCUAUUUUUUUUUCGUUUCUGUUCUGAUGAAAGAACAAUCCCCCAAGAGCUCUACUCUACGCAGGCACUAUUUCUUUUCUUCAAACACAAACAUGUUCGAGUGUAGAAAUGCUAAAUCGUCGAAAUAAAACUAGUUUCUUACCA
Selaginella moellendorffii is the source of this 727-nucleotide messenger RNA. RefSeq names its product protein YLS3-like. The transcript has 3 exons. Bases 20 to 577 code for a protein of 185 amino acids. NCBI's taxonomy places the organism in Eukaryota, Viridiplantae, Streptophyta, Lycopodiopsida, Selaginellales, Selaginellaceae. The record is from RefSeq and is a predicted model, not a curated record.